This is a messenger RNA of Aureobasidium musti, 825 nucleotides long. The record is from the annotation of a GenBank genome assembly. NCBI's taxonomy places the organism in Eukaryota, Fungi, Ascomycota, Dothideomycetes, Dothideales, Saccotheciaceae.
AUGUCUUCACCAGCAGGCUUCUCAUCAGCCACAUUCCCUACAAGUCUAUACAUUGCAACUAUCGCCCUCUACUCCAUUCUUAUUGUGCCGACCUUUUACGUCUGGCGCCGCCAUGGCAGACCCGGCUUCCUAGCUUAUAACUUCGUUUAUGCCUUCUGCGCGAUCCGCAUCGCUGGCGGCGCGCUAUCCGUUGUCGCUGUCCACAAUGCCAACCUCGAGACCAGCGCGACCAUCGUCAACAGCUUGGCUAUCUCACCACUCAUUCUGGCUGGACUUGGAUCCUUGCAUGAGGCCCGCGUUUCUCGUGUUGUCAACCUGCGUCCACGACGGGAAUGGGUGCUUGUUGGCGUCCUUCACAGCAUCGUCACAACUGCUAUUGUGCUGGUGGUUAUUGGUGUAGUCAAUGUUGUGAAGGGCUUGUCCACCACUUACGACUCGGCACUCAUCAGGACUGGUUUGGCUAUGCUAGUGAUAUCAUAUGCGGUUCUUCUUGUCUGGACCACUAUGUCUCUACGCAUUCCUGACAGGCCAAAGAACGAUACGUUCAUUGAUGGCACGGUGGUAGGUCUUAUACCUCUCGUCGAUCUCGAUCUGCAAGUUACUGAUUCUGCAAGCNUGCUGCAUACUGCCUUUUCCGCUUUGCCUUUUAUCGGUAUGCGACUUGUCUAUGGAGUCAUCUCGUUUCUACUGGUUGAUCCUGCUUUUGCACGCUCGUUGGCAGCGAAAGUAAUUCUGGGUUUCCUUCCAGAGCUGUUUGCCAUCGCUCUGUUUGUGUAUGGAGGAUACAGAACGCGCGACAUGUAUGCUUCGCGUCACCAGAAAUGA